GCAUGGGCACUGAAUCUGCAGACCCAAACAGAGAGGAACCCUAUCUGUACCGAGGGAGAAUCAAAUAUUCCCCGGAGGAAGACGCGAGACUGGAAAGACAACAUUUCUGGAAAAUUAUCAACGCAUUUAGAUAUUACAGGGAGAGGAAAAAAAAGAGAGGCUGGUGAGGGAACAACUGUUCAUAGCUGCUAUAAAGACCCAUGUUGAGGAGCGGUUGAAACGGUGCGAGAGGCAGUUCCGCAGUCUUCCUCGCCGCCAUCAGCAGCUCCUCUCUGGCUUCCUGGAUAAGCUGGCUGAGAUCCGCCGUUGCAUGGAGUGUAACCACGAAGUCCUGCAGGCCAUCGUCCAGAACUGCACACACAUGUUCGAGAACAUGGAGUAUGACGAGGAUGUAGGUGAAUCCCAGGACAACAUGAGGAGAGCCGGGCCAUGUUCCACGUUCGACAUGGACAAGCUGAAGUCCACCAUUAAGCAGUUUGUGCGGGACUGGAGCGAAGCAGGCAAAGCGGAGAGAGAUUCCUGCUACAUGCCCAUCAUUGAGGAGAUACAAAAACAGUUUCCUCCUGAAAAGUGUGACGUCUCCGAGGUGAGGGUGCUGGUGCCUGGAGCUGGUCUGGGCCGUCUAGCCUGGGAAAUCGCCUGCCUCGGUUACUCCUGCCAGGGGAAUGAGUGGAGCUUCUUCAUGCUUUUCUCUUCCAACUUCGUCCUUAACAGGUGCGAGGAGGAGAACGCUAUGACCCUGUAUCCUUGGAUUCACCAGUUCAGCAACAACAAGAUGUCUGGAGACCAGACGAGAGCUGUGACCUUCCCGGAUAUUAACCCCCACAGUCUCCCGCCCGAUUCCGACUUCUCCAUGACUGCCGGUGAUUUCCUGGAAGUCUAUACGGAGUCGAAUACGUGGGAUUGCGUCGCCACCUGCUUCUUCAUCGACACCGCCCACAACGUCCUUGAAUAUAUAGAGACCAUCUGGAAUAUUCUCAAACCUGGUGGAGUGUGGGUCAAUCUGGGGCCUCUUCUGUACCACUUCGAGAACAUGGCCAAUGAACUGUCCAUCGAGCUUAGCUACGAGGAAAUGAAGGACGCCAUCAUGAAAUGCGGCUUUCAGCUUGAGGUGGAGAGAGAGUCCGUGCUCACUACGUACACGGAGAACGAGCGCUCUAUGCUCAAGUACUUGUACGACUGUGUGUUCUUCGUGGCGCGGAAACCUGCUGCGCUGCACUCCAACUCCCACUGUAAAGACAUAAAGACGAGUAACUGUAAAGAGCUAAACAACUCUGUACAGAAAACUACAACAACGUGACCUCAAAGACCAGGGCCUUCAGACAUUUAGCCAUUUUAAUAUCUCAAAUAUUGGAUUAGACCCUGUUCCCUUUUGCACGUUUUUUUGUGUUUCAGUACCUUAAAAAAAAAAAACACACCUUUGUCGACUUCGCCUCAGGAUGCAGGUUACUCGUGGCCACUGAUAUUACAAGAGAAUGAAGCUGAUAGCCUGGAGAUAGAUAGAUAUAGAUAUAUAUAAUAUAAUAUAAUAUAAUAUAAUAUAAUAUAAUAUAGUACAGUAUAGUAUUGUAUACUAUACUAUACUAUACUAUACUAUACUGCACUGCACUGCACUGCACUGCACUGCACUGCACCUGGUCACUGAUGUCUCUGUCUGGUGUGUUUGGGAUUUGAACUUCUGAUGGGAGAUGUCCUGAUUGACUGCUCGUCUGCUUGACCUCAUUUGAUGGGAAUUGAGAUGAGGGGAAAUGGUGAGGCCAAGUCGACAAGAGUGUGUUAAACAGCAUUGGGAUGCCAAAACAAAAUCCAUGAAGGACAUCUGGGUACUGUAUGUAAGCAGCAAUUAUAGCAUUGAUCUAGGAUACAUUGCUCAAACCAUCUAAGUAAGACUGCUUUUUACUCAGUAAUGCUGUACUUUGUCAAUUUAUCACACCUUCUUUAAGACAAUAAUGGAUAAAAAAAAAUAUAUGCUUUGAAGUUUGAGUUUUAACCCAGUAAGUGUACAUCUUGGUACUGUAUAUAAAUCAGCACAUUUAGCACACAAGGCCUGGCCUUUAUACGUUACACAUCACAGCUAACCUUACACUUUAUGUUAAAGCAACUCGCUAUUGCAGCUGAUUUCCCAGUGUGAAAACUUUACUGAUAAACUGGCGUAUGAAUGCAAUGCAUUACAGGAACACAUCACAAUCCACUGGCCACUGACAUUAUGCUUUAUGUGCCCUGUAUCUGUAGAUCUACCUUUCAAAAAAACUUUAGCUCCAACCAUAAUGGUGCCCACCUGACUAUCUGAUCACUGCCUUAAGAUGUUCUUGAUCAACUAAAAUCAACUCUAAGGGUGCUUUAACAUUUACAGAAUUUAGUCAGUUUGAACGGAACCCUGGUACAGUUCUUUAGGCAGGUGCACUAGAGCAUCGCACUAUGGUGUGGACUAAUAUACGUUAUAUGGCCAAAAGUAGGUCCACCAGACUCAUAUGUGCUUUUGAGAGCAUCCUGUUCCAGAUUUAUUCCCACCUUUGCUGUUAUAAUAAGCUCCACUCUUCUGGGAAAGCUUUCAACUAGAUUUUGGAGCGUGGCUGCGGGGAUUUAUGCUCAUUCAGCCACACAAGCAUUAGUGAGGCCAGGCGCUGAUGUUGGGUGAGGAGGUCUGGGUUCCAGUUAAUCCCAAAGGUGUUCAGUGGGGUUGAGGUCAGGGCUCUGUGCAGAACACUCGAGUUCUUUUACUGCAACCUUGGCAAACCAUGUCUUUAUGGAGCUCGCAUUGUGCACGUGGGCAUUGCAUCAUGCAGGAACGGGUUUGGGCCUCGUAGUUCCAUUGAAGUGAAAUUUUAACGCUACAGCAUACAAAGACAUUCUAAAUAGUUGUGUACUUUCAACUUUGUGGCAACAGUUUGGGGAAGAACCGUACAUCGGUGUGAUGGUCAGUCAAACAUGUAUAUGUAUUUUGGGUGGUUUGCAGCUUUUUUUUCGUAGAUGUAAGCUGCUAAACUGAGCCAAAGGACAGAGCUGUGGUGCUACAGAAAUUUGGUCUGAUGGUCACAAAAAAAAACCCAGAAUAUAAAUGUGAUACACAAAAUGUUUUAAAGUAGUUAUUGCAUGAUUAUCAAAUGAGUUAUAGAGCACCAGAUAUGUAUUCUUUGUUCUUGGGUGAUUUUUGGGAUUUGUACUUGCACUUGGUGAAGGGUUGAUGACCUUUUUCCAUUGCUGUAUUUCUGACCGACGGAAAGAUUUUUUUACAUGGAUUUAUAUUUUGAGCCCCAUGUGUCAGUCAGCCAGUUACUGAACCAUAUAUCAAAUUCGCUCUGAUUCACACUUAUGAGUCUUUUCAACAAACUUUUAGAUAAUUCUGUAUAAAUGGGCAGGUGGGUCGAUAUAAAUGGGCAGGCGUAUCGGUCCGCACCCGAGUCUGUUCUCACUGAGGAGGAACACGUAUCAGGGCUCCGUUGUGUAUGUGAAAGAAACCAACCUAAAAUAACACCCAUGAAAGUGUGUUAGAAUGCUGGUGAUGUGUUGAGAGCUUGCUUAAAAUCGUGGACAUUUAUGUGCGAACACUAAUGAGACAUGAACGCCCAUGAAACACAACAUGAAAGCUUAAUGUAACUGUUAGAUGUCCACACAGUGCUUCAGUAUUUUAUAACCUCAGUGAUUCACUUACCGUUGAUCUGAACAAUCUCACCUAAAAUCUCAUUAUUGUGUUGAUUUAAUUAUUUUAUUUUUUUUUACUGAUCUUCAGACAGGAGAGUAUUCAGAGCUGCUCCACAUUGCAAGAGGAAACUCAGCCAAAUAUGUUGUAAUUUUAGUUAUUUAUUUUUCACAUUUCUGUCUCUUUUACCACUGGAUGAUUGUUGCCUUGAGAAUAUUUUUGGCUGUCUAAAUUGGAAACAGUUUACACAGAACUAGACAUAAGUUGUUUUAAACUUACUGUAGAAUUGUGUUUUUUUUAUUAUUACAAUAAAGGCAUUUUCUUUCUUUUCCAAAAUGUGAAAUAAAUGAUUGAAUGCUG
Ictalurus punctatus (channel catfish) is the source of this 4000-nucleotide messenger RNA. It is a transcript of the gene carnmt1, whose product is annotated as carnosine N-methyltransferase 1. Lineage: Eukaryota; Metazoa; Chordata; Actinopteri; Siluriformes; Ictaluridae. The record is from RefSeq and is a predicted model, not a curated record. The transcript is spliced from 9 exons. Gene Ontology annotation, molecular function: S-adenosylmethionine-dependent methyltransferase activity. The coding region runs from base 311 to 1300 and encodes 329 amino acids.